CUCACCGUUACAACUUGACGUGUUUGCGUGAUGAACGAAAUUAUGGAGAUCCAUAUCCAUAGAACGAUAUCAUGCCUCAUUAUGGCUGUGCUUUUUUUGUUAUGGGACUAUUCUUCAGCUGAAGGCCCACGAGUCCGUCUAUUCUCUGCUACAGACUUCAUGCUUUUCGAUAGCAAUGACCUUCUUUAUUUUGAAAUCUUACAACCAAAGAACAUAAGUUAUAUCUACAAGGUUAAACCAGCGAAAAACUUCGGAACCAAAUUUGAAUUAGAAUUAGGCACUGUAAACCUUGUUGCUGCUGAUCCUAUUGAUGCUUGUCAUUCAGUUGACAAUGGUAAGGCUCUGUGGGGGUCAAUAGCCUUAGUUGAAAGAGGGGGUUGUUCCUUUGUCUCCAAAACCAAGACAGUGGAACAUCAUGGAGCUAUUGCUGUAUUUAUAUCAGACAAUUUACAGUUUGACAAUGCAGAAUCUUUAGUGGACAUGAUCCAUGAUGGAACAACAAGAGAAGUCAGUAUUCCUGCUGGAUUCAUCUUGGGAUCUGAUGGGUAUCACAUCAAGCGUGGAAUUGAAGAAGCAGGAAUGGAAGCAGCGGUUAUAUCAAUUCCACUCAACAUCACUACAAGUCCACAUCUUUAUACCAGGCAACCACCUUGGUCGUAUUGGUGAUACAGAUUUUUUUAUUUGGAAAUUUUGACAGAUAGUCCACUAAAUAUAUAUUUAGAAGUACGGCUGUCAGUAUUUUGUGGUGCAGCUUAGAUUGACAUUGUAUAUAAUAUAAAGGCAAGUUUCUAAAGAAACUGUGGUGAUGCACUAGUGAGGGUAUUAUAAGAUAGCACUAGAUUCUGAAAAAAACAAUGCUUUACUAUGCUAUUUUAUCUUUCUAGUGUUAAAAUGUUUUCUAUUGUAUGCUUUAAUUGUUGGAUACACAAACUUCUGUAGUUUAAGGAAGUUCAGCAUAGCAUAAUACCUUUUAUUAGGCCAUCAAAGUGUUAUUUGGAGGCCUCUAUUUAGUCUCCUGUCUCCCAAGUAGUGUUGAUUUGUUUUCCAGAAACCUAUACACAUAGGAUUCUACAAAUGUACUAUGUAUGGAGUUUGCUUUUAUUUAUAAGACAUGGAAUACAAAUACAUCAGAGAUCUGUAUUGUAUUAUGAAAGGAGGAUAUUUUGGGAACUUGUUCUUGGUGAUAGUUUAAAAAUAGCUGCAGCUUUCUAAGAUGUCAAAUGUCAACUUUUGUGCUCUCAUGGAGUUGGUUGACCUGUAUUUUUGUUUUGAAAUAAUUGGACAUUUUAGUAAGCUGAAAGAGGAGUUUUUCAAUUCUGAUGAUAUGUACCCCCAAGAAGUAGUAGUAGUAGUAGAAAUGAUUAUUGUGGUAUGUUAAGCUGCUUUUUGCCAAAAUGUAGGCCUUGUCAAACGUUAUGGUCAAAGUAGAUAUCUUACAUAUGUAAGAAAUAAGAGAAACGUCAUGGAUACUAAUACAGAAGAUACAAAUCAGAUAGGCUUAUGAAAUCACAAUGAAGAUGCUGAGCUUGUACUUAAUAAUUAGAUAAUGCAGUUAAUAUUUUGACCUCAGGAGCAUUGAUCAUGUUGUGUGGUCUUCUGAUUUAGGGUCCUUAGUAGAAUUGUUAUCAGUAGUAGUGACUGACAUUUUGUCAACCUGAGCAGAGGUCAUAAUUAAAGAUGACAAACUAUUACUAA
Messenger RNA from Pocillopora verrucosa, 1695 nucleotides. Its product is annotated as protease-associated domain-containing protein 1. NCBI's taxonomy places the organism in Eukaryota, Metazoa, Cnidaria, Anthozoa, Scleractinia, Pocilloporidae. The record is from RefSeq and is a predicted model, not a curated record.